Molecule: messenger RNA, 369 nt
Organism: Acaulospora morrowiae
Lineage: Eukaryota; Fungi; Glomeromycota; Glomeromycetes; Diversisporales; Acaulosporaceae
Source: the annotation of a GenBank genome assembly
AUGGUCAAAUUUGAACUAUUUGGCGCUUUGGUGAAAAAAGCAUUUUCUUCAGGGAAGAUUCAUUUACCACACAAGCCGUUAAGUGAGACCAGGUGGGCAGGCAUCACACUGAUUCAUUUUGAGAGGGCGCAGAAGCAAAAGUGGCAAUUUGGGACUAUCAACGAAGACGGAUCUCCUAAUGGUUGUAAUGCCCCAAACAUCCUCAACUAUUUAAUCAACAUGCCCGUUCGCGAGGUGUUUUAUGAUCCGCCGGUUCCUGCCAUUGCAUAUACACCAUUACCAACACCUCCUGCUGUAUUGAUGGGUACUAACAUUACCAUCGACUUAUAUGAAGUUCAGCAGUCAGUUUUACUUUAUCAGGAAAAGUGA